Macrobrachium nipponense is the source of this 2046-nucleotide messenger RNA. RefSeq names its product trichohyalin-like. The coding region runs from base 1 to 2046 and encodes 681 amino acids. The record is from RefSeq and is a predicted model, not a curated record. The transcript has a single exon. NCBI's taxonomy places the organism in Eukaryota, Metazoa, Arthropoda, Malacostraca, Decapoda, Palaemonidae.
AUGUCCUGCUUCGCAGGGAACUGUGCCGCCGGGUCACAUUCAUCCGACGGUUAUGGAUUUAAAUUCAUGUUUAUAAUAUUUGUUUUCCUGAUGGUAUAUAAUCUUUUCUCGGCUGCAAUCGUGGAUAGAAGAGGAAGACAAGAAGACGACAGACUGUCAAAACAGGAAAUUAGCUAUGGAGACAACAAUUCUGUCCCCGAAUUUAAAAUGGAAGAGCUGAUGGAGAAAGAAACAGAGAAGGAGACGCAGGAAUCUUUUGCUUCUCAGCUGAAGGAGGAGGAGAAGCAGGAACUCUCAGACAACGAACUAUGGAAGGGAAAUCUGGAAACAAGAAUCGAGGAGCUGGAACGCAGCUGCGAGAUGCAGACUGCAGAGAAGGCGCUGAUGGAGGCCAAAGUGGAAGGACUUCAGAAAGAUGUCGAACGCCUCCAUCGAGAUAUCGAAAUGCUGAAAAGACCGAUGAUGAAAGGCCCCGAGGAGCCCGAGAAAGAAGUCUUGGAGGAUGAUAGUCCAAGGGCUACUACCAUAACAGACGGAAGGCAAUUCGACAAAGAAACUGGAAUCCAGUUGGUAACACUAGUUGAUUGCCUUGUGGACAGGAUAGACAAAAUGAGUGAGGAUUUUAGACAAUUGAACAAAUCCGUCCACGAAUGGAAAGACAAUGAAAGUAUGGACUACCUCGCAUUAGGAGAGGCGUUAGCGUCAGAGGACUGUGAUAUAGAAGUACAGUCUUUACGAAAGUCAUUUGGGGGACUCAUUAAACUAGUGGCCCGCAAAGAAGGCGAGAAUCGGGCCCACGCUAGGCAAAUGAUCAUUGAUUUGAAGGCGCGUAAAAGACUCCUCGGGUUUAGAAAGGACAACGCCAACAUGAGAGCGCAUCUGGACCUACACAUCCAUCUCCUGACAAAAGCUCGAGGAAAAAACAUAGAGACCGAGAUGGAAAAGAUUCAGAAAUGUGCCUGCCAAAGAAAAGUUGUCCCAAAAGUCAUUCCCACUUUUGAGAGAUCGUCCCCAGUUGCAAUGACAAAAGUUGGCCCAGAAGAUAAGGCAGAAGAGGAGGAAGUCGUCAUCACUAUGGAGAGGUCAUCCCCAGUCCUGAUUCCAAAAGUUAGCCCAAAAGAGGCAGAAGAAGGGGAUGAAAUCACCACUUUGGAAAGGACAACCACAUUUGUGAUUCCCAAGGAUGACAUAUCCUUCACCCCAAAGGGGAUUUACAUAAAUAAUGAGAAACAAGACAGUCACUAUAGAAGAGAGGCUCUUAAUAUAGAAAGCGUUGACUUGGACUACGUAAAAGAGAGAGAUAAAUUCAGUGAAGAGAGAAAACGCUUCUAUAGGGAGAGAGAGAACUUCUAUAGGGAGAAAGAAGACUUCGUACAAGAGAAAAAUAAAUUAAAAGAGGUUACAGAAAGUUUUCUCAAAGAAAAAGAAGACUUCUUACAAGAGAAAAAUAAAUUAAAAGAGGUUACAGAAAGUUUUCUCAAAGAAAAAGAAGACUUCUUACAUGAGAAAAAUAAAUUAAAAGAGGUUACAGAAAGUUUUCUCAAAGAAAAAGAAGACUUCUUGAAAGAGAAAGAAGAACUGAAAGUGGCAACAGAAAUUCUUUUCAUAGAAAAGGAAAAACUCGCAGAGGAAAUAGAAGCCUUCCACUCAGAGAGAACAGACUACUUGCACUGGAAAGAGAUCGACGAGAGAGAAAAAAUGAAUUUAACUGAAAGAUUGAGUGAGAUAAUGGCAAUUAUUGAGAAGAAUAGAAAUCAAAUGGAAUUAGAACAGAUAUCCUUAAAAGAGGAAACUAGCAAGUUUCUGGAAGAGGAACAAAACUUCCAGAUAAAGCAGAGGCUCCUGCAAGAGCAAAUCGAAGCACUUCAAGAAAGGGAACAAGAGUUUAUGUUAGAGCAGAUGCAAUUUAGGAAAGAAAAGGAAUUGUUUUGUAGUCUAACAUCAGAAAAAAUAAAAAGGAGUGCAAGUUGUGAAUCACUGACGAGAAGUCAAAUAAAAAAACUUCUGGCGAGUUUCCCCCAACUUGUCAGGAGGAGGACACCUUGA